AUCAAACAUUACAAAAGGAAACCGUAGUUAUAUGACUACGAUCUUUCCCUGAUACACACUUUCAUUUUGGUUCACCUUCAUCUUUGAUUUUAUUUUCAUCACUUUCAAAAUGAAGAUUCUGGGUGCAGAGUCUCUUCAUCUUGUCUAUGCACUCCUGAUUUUUCUACCUAUGCAUACUUCAAUUGGAUCCAAUUCAACAACAGCUGAUGAUGGAGUUAAGUGCAUAGAGAACGAAAGACAAGCUCUUCUUGCAUUUAAGCAAGGUCUGGUUGAUGAACAUGGAUGGCUUUCCUCAUGGGGCAGUGAAGAAGGGAAAAAGAAUUGCUGUGAAUGGGAAGGAGUUCAAUGUAGCAACACAACUGGGCACAUCACUAUGCUUAAUCUAACCACAUAUCCAGAUUACCGUUAUUUUAUCUUAAGAGGUAAUCUUAGUCCUUCUCUAUUUGAGUUGCAGCAUUUAAUUUAUUUAGACCUCAGUGGGAAUAAUUUCAACUUAAACCACAUUCCAGAGUCUAUUGGUUCGCUCAACAAAAUACGACAUCUUGAUCUCUAUCAGUGUAAUUUAAGUGGAUCUCUUCCUAGUCAGCUUGCAAACCUCGCAAGUCUGCAAUAUCUUGAUCUUAGCUAUAAUAACUUCAACAGUGUCCAAAAUCUUGGGUGGCUCCCUCGUCUUUCUUACUUGCAAGACCUUGGUCUGAGUGAUAUCGACUUUAGUACGGUCAACAAGGAUGCGCUGCAAGUAAUUAAUAAGCUUCCUCAUCUAACUGGCCUGUCUCUAUGUAGAUGUAAUCUUCGAGAUGUCAAUCCCCAGUAUUUCCCCAAAAUUAGUACUUCUAGUACUUCUCUUAUUCAUCUUCGUCUACGAAGCACCAAUUUGACUACUUCUGCAUUCCAGUGGUUGUUCAACUUUAGCAAAAGCCUUGUUAGUCUGGACUUGAGUUCUAAUCAAUUUCGAGGUCCAAUUCCAGAAACUUUUAGUUAUAUGACUCAUCUGGAAGACUUAUUCCUCGAUGAUAAUCAGUUUGAGGGGGAGAUUCCAAAAUCCUUUUGGAGUGGUAACUUGUCAUCAUUGCAAUACUUGGGGCUCUCAAACAAUAAACUGAGUGGUAAUAUACCCAAAAGUAUGGGAUUGCUGUCAAAGCUUGAGGGCUUAUCUAUUUCUUUCAAUUCUUUUAAUGGGGUGAUCACUGAGGAACACUUCUCAACACUAUCUAACUUAUGGUACUUGAGCAUGUCUUCUAAUCAUCUGAGCAUCAACUUCAGCCAUGACUGGAUUCCUCCAUUCCAGUUGAAAUAUAUUUAUCUUGGGUCUUGCAAAUUGGGCCCUGAUUUUCCAAGCUGGAUACAGACCCAAAGGAAUUAUCGGGUUCUUAAUAUUUCUGCAACUGGAAUUUCAAAUAGCAUCCCUAUCUGGUUUGGCAAGCUGCCUUCUACGGCACGAGUUAUAGAUCUUUCUUCCAACCAAGUCAGUGGAAUUCUUCCAAAUUUGUCAAGGAAUUUUUCAUCUGAUUCUCAUGCCCUUGGGAUAAAUUUAAGUGGGAAUCAUUUGGAGGGUCCUUUACCGUCAUUUCCUGCUAAUACCACACACAUAAACCUCUCAAAAAAUAGGUUUAAUGGGUCAAUUUCUUCUCUCUGUCAUAUGACUGGUAUGUCUCUUGAGUUCCUCGAUCUUUCAAGCAAUCAACUAUCUGGAGAGCUUCCUGAUUGUAUGAUGCAUUGGUCAAGUCUGCAAAUUUUGAAUUUGGCUAACAAUCAUUUCUUUGGAAAAAUUUCAAGCUUUGUGGGAUCUCUCUCUUUGAUUGAAACGCUUGAUUUGCAAAACAACAACCUUUCUGGGAAAAUUCCUAACUCUUUAAGGAAUUGCAAUAAAUUGCAAUUUCUGGGUUUGAGUAAUAAUAAAUUGUCUGGAAAAAUACCAGGUUGGAUUGGAGACAAGUCAAAUUCACUAAAUUUCCUCCUCCUAAAAUCCAAUCAUUUUGUUGGAAAAAUCCCAUUAGAGAUAUGCCGAUUGACAAAUAUUUUGUUGCUAGACCUCUCCUGCAACAAUCUCUCCGGAGACAUACCACGGUGCAUUGGUAAUCUGAUUGCUUUGACCAGAAAGGACAUUUCAGCCAAACAUCAUUUCUUUAACUCUUCACUUGUUCAUAAUACAUAUUAUGAUAGUGAAGGAAGCUAUGCUGACAAAGCAUCUGUUAUAUGGAAAGGAAUAGAACAUCAUUAUGAAAAUCUCACACUUCAGAGGACUAUUGAUCUUUCAAGCAACAAAUUAACAGGAGAGAUUCCUGUCCAGAUAUCAGUUCUCUUGGAAUUGGUUCAAUUGAACUUAUCAAGAAAUCAGUUGACGGGAUGUAUUCCUUCGAACAUUGGGCAGAUGCGAAAGUUAGAAUCACUUGACUUGUCAUGGAACCAGCUUUCAGGUCAGCUUCCGCGGAGCGUGUCCCAAUUAAAUUUUCUCAGCAUCUUGAACCUGUCGUACAACAACUUUUCUGGGAGAAUCCCAUUGGGACCCCAAAUACGGACAUUUGAUGCUUCAUCAUUUGUCCAUAAUCCUGCACUCUGUGGGCUUCCUCUAACGCCAACUUGCCCGGGUGAUGAAAAAUCAGAGAGCAAACCAAAAAACAGAGACAUAGCUGAAUUCUGGAAAUCGUUUAAACCAGGUAUGAAACUUGGAGCAGCCAUCGGCUUUGUAGGAGUUUUGGCUGUGAAGUUAGAUCAUCCAUGGAAACAUCUCUGUUUCAUGUUGUUCAACAAUGUGAGGGUCCGCCUCAGCAACUUGAAGGACUGCUUUUAUUUACUUGUAGCAGCAGUUGGUUUGCUGGUGAGAGAGCAUGUAUCCAGAUUGGGAAGAAAUUUGAAGUUGUGCGAGCCAUCAGUCUCUCCCUAGAAGUGAGUAAAGGUCGAUACACAUUUAUUCUAAUCUUGUAUGGCGUCUUCAUAACUUGAUUAUAAAAGGAAUAACAAAGCAAAUAACCUCUUAUUUGUUUUAUAUCAGGUUCAAGAUGUUUCAUGUUGCAAAGGGAACUAGGAUGUCUUCUCUUCUUUCCGCAUCAAUAAGUGCAAGAUUGUUUC
Messenger RNA from Rubroshorea leprosula, 3069 nucleotides. Lineage: Eukaryota; Viridiplantae; Streptophyta; Magnoliopsida; Malvales; Dipterocarpaceae. The record is from the annotation of a GenBank genome assembly.